GGAGCAUCUCGCUGAGGCGCUGGGCCGCGGUGGCUGCCAGGAGGCCGCCGGUUCGGUGGUUCUGCUCGUCGGGCGUUCGGCCCUCCUCUCCUGUCAGGGCGCGCCCCGGCCCCUUCCUCCCGCUGUGCCCCGAUUCGGCCGCUGAGUCUUGACGUGGGCGUGCUCCUUUACGAGUGUUUUGGGCUAAAUAUCAAACCCAAAUAUUGGAUGGUCUGGUACCCUCUGCGGCAUAAAUGAAGGUGACUACUGUGUUUGUGGCAUUUCACUUCAUCUGGUUGUGUUGACAAGAGGAAGCUACACAGAAAACAGGAGCUUUAUUGGGAGUGAAGGGAGAGAGAAGUUUACAUUCUCUUCUCCCUGACCACAAACAUGGAGAAAAUCACACCAAAAUAUUUCCUGUGUUGUGGACUUGUUGUAUAAUCAGCCUUCAUAAUUCACUGAUGCUGAAAGCUAUCAGAAACAUGGAAGUGUUAGAAAAGACGUAUGAAACACAUCAAAGGAUUAAUCCUAACCUACAGUUAAAGUGAAAGAAAAGCAAGGUUGGCUGUGCAUCAUACUUUCUGACUGAAAAAGAAGAUGCUAGAUGUUGGGAAAUGGCCGAUAUUUGCUCUCCACUCUCAAGAAGAGUUGAAGUUAAUCCGUCAGGCUUGUGUAUAUGGCUGUGCUGGCAAUGAAGCACUUUAUGUAACUAAGAAUGAUGAGGUUUUUGCACUUGGCACUAAUUGCAGUGGCUGUUUAGGAAUUGGUGACUUGCAAAGCACUAUUGAACCCAGAAGAUUAGAUAUUUUAUGCGGGAAAAAAAUAACUUGCCUGAGUUAUGGAAGUGGCCCUCAUGUCAUUGCAGCUACCUCUGAAGGAGAAGUAUAUACCUGGGGUCAUAAUGCUUACAGUCAGCUGGGAAAUGGAACAACCAAUAAUAGUUUAGUGCCUUGUCAAAUUUCUACCAAUUUGAUAAACAAAAAAGUGAUUGAAGUUGCUUGUGGUUCACAUCAUUCUGUGAUCUUAACAUCUGAUGGAGAGGUGUAUACAUGGGGCUAUAAUAAUUCAGGCCAAGUUGGAUCGGGCUCAACAGCAAAUCAGCCAAUCCCUCGAAGAGUUACUAGCUCUUUACAGAAUAAAAUAGUAAUUAACAUUGCUUGUGGUCAGAUGUGUUCAAUGGCAGUGCUAGAAAGUGGGGAGGUUUAUGUUUGGGGCUACAAUGGUAAUGGUCAGCUUGGAUUGGGAAAUAGUGGCAACCAACCAACACCUUGUAGAAUAGCAGCUUUGCAAGGCAUUCGUGUAAAACGGGUUGUCUGUGGUUAUGCACACACAUUAGUCUUAACAGAUGAAGGUCAGUUGUAUGCUUGGGGAGCCAAUUCCUAUGGCCAGUUAGGCACUGGGAAUAGAAGCAACCAAUCAUAUCCUGUGCCCGUCACUGUGGAUAAAGACAGAAUCAUAGAGAUUGCUGCAUGUCACUCUACUCAUACCUCUGCUGCUAAAACCCAGGGUAGUCAAGUGUACAUGUGGGGUCAGUGCCGGGGGCAACCCAUCCCUCUUCCAUUCCUCACCCACUUCACCUGUACAGAUGAUGUGUUUGCUUGUUUUGCUACUCCUGCAGUGACAUGGCGUCUUCUUUCAGUAGAAGCCGAUGAUCAUUUCACAGUAGCUCAGUCAAUAAAGAAGGAAUUUGACAACCCAGAUAAUGCAGAUUUGAGGUUUCUAGUGGAUGGAAAAUACAUUCAUGUUCACAAAGUACUCCUCAAAAUUAGGUGUGAACAUUUCCGAUCAGUGCUAAACAACAAUAAUGAUGAAAUUAUAGAAAUAAAUGAAUUCUCGUAUCCUGUUUACCGAGCAUUUCUGGAAUAUCUGUACACAGACAACAUCAGACUUCCUCCUGAGGAUGCCAUAGGUCUGCUGGACUUGGCAACCUUCUAUCGAGAAAAUCGACUGAAAAAGCUAUGCCAGCAAACAAUCAAGCAGGGUAUUUCUGAGGAGAACGCAAUUGGUCUUCUUUCAGCAGCAGUCAGAUACGAAGCGAAGGAAUUAGAGGAAUUUUGUUUUCGAUUUUGCAUAAACCAUCUGACUGUAGUCACUCAGUCUCCAGGCUUUGCAGAAAUGGACCAUGAUCUCUUGAAGAACUUCAUUAGCAAAGCCAGCAGAGUGGGAGCAUUUAAAAACUGAAGAGUACUUUUGCAUAGAAGUGGAGAGAGAUACUUUCGGCAUGGAUGCUCCAUUCUUUGAACCUGAAGUGUAAAGACAACUGCCUGGAUCUAGGACACACCUCUCAACUGAGCUAAUACUAAAGUGGUUUCGAUUGCAAACUUAUCCACCAGGCUUGUGGAUUGAGAGGGCAGACAGCUGGACUCAAAUCCAUUUAUCUAUUAAUUUUUUCUUUAACUUUAAGGUAAUAUAGGAAGUAUUUUUUCCCUUGAUGUUAUUUGUCCUGCUUUGAAAGAACAUUUGGAAACUGAUAUUUGCUGGCUUUUGUUUACAAGCAGUGAAGUCACAUGUGAUUUGCUCAGGCUGCAUUAGGAUACAGUAAGAAAAGAGUCACACGAAGAGUCGGACAUGACUUAACUAAACAACAACUACAAAGAAAAGAGAAGUUCUGUCGCGAAGAACCUAGUAAGUAAACACUUCUUAACUGUGGUUGGGGGGUGGACUGAAGGAAAGAGAAGGGGUAGCACAAUAUCCCAAAUGAGAAAGAAGUAGUUGUUUCAUUCUUUGUGUUGUUCUGCAAUGUUGUAGCAGUUUUUAUUGCAGGCCAAAGCAUAUGUGGUAAGAAAAAGAGAAAGAGAAAAAAAAACACAAAGCUGGAACUGGGAUUUGGAAAAAACGAAAUCUGUCCCCUCCAACUGUGCUAAGUUUAAUUAAUAAAUAGUAAUCAUGUGCUAUCAAAUCAGUUCUGACAUGGUGAGCCUUUUCUGGCAGUUUUGGCCUAGAAAAUACUCAGAAGUGGUUUACCAUUCCCUUCUUCAAGGGACUGCCUGGCUAAAACGACAUACAGGCAUCUGGACUUGUGAAAAACAGUAGCCUCUGUCUUAAAUCUCUGCACUCCAUUAAGUAUGGUGAGAGGCAGAGCAGAGUGCCCCAGUUUUGUGUGCUCUGAGACACUUUCCCAGUAUUUCAAAAUCUGAGGAGCCUGACGCCAAGGGAGGCCCAGAAGGAAAAAACUAUAUAUAUAAUUUUUUUUCUUUUUCCCUUUUCUCUUCUUGGAUAAUUCGUAUACUGAUGUUUAAAAAUUUUGUUAUAAUGCUGUUUUAUAUGUUGGAAGCCGCCUAGAGUGGUCGUUCAACUAGAUAGACGAGGUAUAAAUGCAAUAAAUAAAUAAAUAUUCCCACUGACUGACAGAAGUGUGAGCUACCUCCACGCAAGUUUCUCCUUUUUACAGCUUUACCUUGACAUGCCCACUUGCUCAAUGACUGUAAUCAACGCUUUCCCUUAUUUUUUUGCUACAAUAUCCUAUAACCAGUUACAUUCAGAUGGCAACUUAUAUCUGUACUUCAUAUUUUGAAAGGGUUUGGUGAAAGAACCAUAGUGGCUACUGGAAAGUGAUACCUGUACAAAUGCUAUUAAAUUGGCAGAUGCUGUGCAGCCUCAUCUGUAGAUGCAUGCUUGCAUAUCUGUUUAUCUUCAAAGAUAUGUAUAGAGCCCACCGCAUAUGGAGGAUAGCCAUGUUUGUCCUCUCAUGGAAGAAAUUGUUUUCAUCAAUAAAAGCUGAAUUCUCCCA
Molecule: messenger RNA, 3709 nt
Organism: Pogona vitticeps (central bearded dragon)
Lineage: Eukaryota; Metazoa; Chordata; Lepidosauria; Squamata; Agamidae
Source: RefSeq, a predicted model, not a curated record